Aphidius gifuensis is the source of this 2621-nucleotide messenger RNA. It is a transcript of the gene Rop, whose product is annotated as protein ROP. The transcript is spliced from 9 exons. Gene Ontology annotation, biological process: intracellular protein transport; neurotransmitter secretion; vesicle-mediated transport. The record is from RefSeq and is a predicted model, not a curated record. Lineage: Eukaryota; Metazoa; Arthropoda; Insecta; Hymenoptera; Braconidae. Gene Ontology annotation, molecular function: syntaxin binding. Gene Ontology annotation, cellular component: plasma membrane; secretory granule. Bases 410 to 2164 code for a protein of 584 amino acids.
GUUUAUAAAAAUUUAUAAAUAUUUAUAAAUUAAUAUAAAUGUGUAUUCAUAUAUAUUUGCAAUUAUUUUUUAAUUAUUAAUAAUUGUGAUUUGAAUAAAUUAAUAAACAAAAUUAACAAAAAAAAUAAAUAAACAAAAAAAAGAUUGUCAAUAAUUAAAGCGCAGUUCACAGUCAGCUGUUGAUGGUGUACAUCAUCAUAUUGAUAAACCUCCCAUUGUAACUUCAAUAAAUUAAAAUAAAAUAAAGAAUAAUUAUCAUUAAAGUUGAUUAAUUAUUUUUAAUAAUUAUCAUUAUUAUUUUAUAUUAAAAAUAUUGCCACCUGGUGGUAGAGGACUUAUCUGUCAAAUCAAUUAGUCAAUAUUAGAGAGUGAAUCAGACAGUAUCAGUGGACAUCUGUCAAACGCAAAAAUGGCACUCAAAGGACAAGUUGGUCAAAAAAUAAUGAAUGAAGUCAUUAAACAAAAUAAAAAAAAAACAGCUGGUGGUACUGAAUGGCGAAUAUUGGUUGUUGAUCAAUUAGCCAUGAGAAUGGUAUCAGCAUGUUGUAAAAUGCAUGAUAUAAGUGCCCAGGGUAUAACACUAGUUGAAGACAUCAAUAAAAAACGUGAACCAUUACCAACAAUGGAAGCCAUUUAUCUCAUUACACCUUGUAAUCCAUCUGUUCAAAAGCUAAUUGAUGAUUUUAAUAAUCCAUCAAGAAUUGUUUAUAAAGCUGCACAUGUUUAUUUUACUGAAGUUUGCCCGGAGGAACUCUUCAAUGAACUCUGCAAGUCUCUAGCAGCUAAAAAGAUUAAAACACUCAAAGAAAUCAACAUUGCAUUUCUUCCUUAUGAAUCUCAGGUAUUUUCAUUAGAUUCACGUGAGACAUUUUCAUGUGCUUACAAUGCUUCAUUCAUCAACUUGAGAAAUGCAAAUAUGGAAAGAAUUGCUGAACAAAUUGCAACACUUUGUGCAACACUUGGGGAAUAUCCAUCAGUUAGAUACAGAAGUGAUUUCGAUAGAAAUGUCGAAUUGGCACAAAUGGUACAACAAAAGCUAGACGCAUACAAAGCUGAUGAGCCAACAAUGGGUGAGGGUGUUGAAAAAUCACGUUCACAAUUGCUAAUACUUGAUCGUGGUUUUGAUUGUGUUUCACCAUUGCUUCAUGAGCUAACACUUCAAGCUAUGGCCUAUGAUUUACUUGACAUUGAGAAUGAUGUUUACCGAUAUGAAGCAACAGCUGGUCAAGCUGAAAAAGAAGUUUUACUCGAUGAAAAUGAUGAAUUAUGGGUUGAUUUACGUCAUCAGCAUAUUGCUGUUGUUUCACAAAAUGUUACAAAGAAUUUAAAAAAAUUCACAGAUUCAAAAAGAAUGCCACAAGGUGAUAAACAAAGUAUGCGUGAUUUAUCACAAAUGAUUAAAAAAAUGCCUCAAUAUCAAAAAGAAUUGAGUAAAUAUGCAACACAUUUACAUUUGGCUGAAGAUUGUAUGAAACAAUAUCAGGGAAAUGUUGAUAAGCUUUGUAAAGUUGAACAAGAUCUUGCAAUGGGAACAGAUGCUGAGGGUGAACGUAUUAAAGAUCAUAUGCGUAAUAUAACACCAAUUUUACUUGAUCAAACAGUAUCAAAUCUUGAUAAACUUCGUAUUAUAACAUUAUAUGUUAUCAGUAAAAAUGGUAUUAGUGAUGAAAAUUUAAAUCGUCUUGUUCAUCAUGCACAAAUAUCACAAGAUGAUAAACAAACAAUUAUUAAUUUGGCUAAUUUGGGAAUAAAUGUUGAUGGUAAAGGUAAAAAAGUAUAUACUGUACCACGUAAAGAAAGAAUAACUGAACAAACAUAUCAAAUGAGUCGAUGGACACCAGUCAUAAAAGAUAUCAUGGAAGAUUCUAUUGAAGAUAAAUUGGAUACAAAACAUUUUCCAUUUUUAGCUGGACGUGCUGCUAGCUCUGGUUAUCAUGCACCAACAAGUGUGAGAUAUGGACAUUGGCAUAAAGAUAAAGGACAACAAACAAUUAAAAAUGUACCACGUUUACUUGUAUUUAUUGUUGGUGGUGUUUGUUACUCGGAAAUACGUUGUGCAUAUGAAGUUACAAAUGCCAAACAAAAUUGGGAAGUUAUUAUUGGAUCAUCACACAUCAUAACACCAAAGUCAUUUUUAUCUGAUCUCAGCAAAUUACAUGUUUAAAUCAGCAACAAAUAAAAUCUCGACUGAAAGAAAAUAUAAAAAAAAAGAAAUUAAUAUAUUCAAUACGCCUAGUUACGCGUUAUUUAUCUAUAUUCAUUAAAUAAUUAUUGUAAUAUUUCUUACUUGAAAUUCAUUUUUAUUAUUAUAAAAAUUUAAUAUGAAGAAAUAUAUGUGUCGAGUUGAUUUAAUAAAUUUUAAAUAAACAAAAAAUAAAGUUAUUAAAGUGCAUUAAAAUAUAUGCAUUUUUCUGUCAAAUGAAAAUGUUUUUUUUUUUUUAUUUUGGGGAGGUUUAAAGACGAUGAAUGAAAGCUAGAUAAAAGAAAAAAUCAAGUGCCUGCUUGCAAAUGAUUGUUGAAAUAAUGGCUGGUAGAACUAACGCCUCGUCACAUUUAUUGUCAAUAUAAUUAUAUAAUUAUUGUUGUAACUCGAAUCUUAAAAUCAAUAGUAAAAAAAACAU